Molecule: messenger RNA, 2119 nt
Organism: Paramuricea clavata
Lineage: Eukaryota; Metazoa; Cnidaria; Anthozoa; Malacalcyonacea; Plexauridae
Source: the annotation of a GenBank genome assembly
CGAGGAAGCUUCGCGGAAUUGGAAAGAAAGAAACUAAAAAAGCGAACUUGUUAUGUUAAAUACAGUGAACAAAAAACUUAAAAAUAAUAACUUAGGAAAAGGCAAGGAUACUCAGAUUAUGCCUCACGAAUUGUAAGUCAGUCUUGCUGCAACCUUCAAUUAUCAGUAUAUCUGAGUUGUUGUAAUAGCUGUAAUUUUGCUUGAUUUAUAUAGUUGACUAUUUACAAAAUAAAGUAUUAGUGCAGAAAGAGAAAACAGAUUUGGCUAUUUCAAUGUGAUUUGCUUCAAACAAAGUAGCGUCUCCCCGGUUGGCGUAGAUGCGAAACAGUCAAAAUUCUACAGACCGAAGGAAUCACAAGCCAUUCGACUGAGGAAGAGAUUAUUUAUAUUUAAAGUUUAUAAUAAUACGAGUCAUUCAACGAUUGUUUCAAGGACAACCGAUAGCCAAAACGAGCGACAGACCGUCCUUGAAGAUAAUUCGUUCAUCACAAAUAUCACUGAAAGGUAAAUCAAAGCUUCUAUUAUUACUGAGCAUUUUGUUCGUCGAAUUAACGUUAGUUUGAGCAAAAACGCGGGCGUUCGGGGCGCCAUUGCUAAAGAACAUUUUUAUACGGACACGACACUGCUAAACCGGAUAUAGACUAUCAUAAAAAAAAAUAAAUAACCAUCGCUCAGGAUGCCACCUAAAAUAAACUUCAAAACGCUCUUAGGGAAGCGAGACAAUGCUAUACAUGCUUUAAAAGAAUUGUUUGAAGAGUUUGAGACGGUGUUUGAAAUUCAGCCACAAUUAAAAAGGCUAGAACAAAUAUUUACAAUACUCGAAACCAAAUACAGAAGUAUCAAGGAGCAGCAAGAAUUCAUCGCAGACAAAUAUGUAGAGGGGGGUGUAGAAGAAACGUUGAAGGAAGCUCACAAAAGAAUAGGUGACGCUGUAAAGGAAGAAUAUUUGAAGAUAUCUAAAAAGUUUGCUGCCUACCAAAAAGAAGUAAGCUCCAAGAAACCUCAAGAAGAGACAGAAACCUUAAAGGCAAUGACAUCCGCAGUUCUAAAAAUGACGGAGACCAUGUCCACGGGAUCAAAACCUAGUAAGAGUGGAGUUGAACGUUUGCCAGUUACAUCAUGGGAUGGCAGCCGUAGAAUGUACCCUACCUGGAGGAAGGAGUUUAAUCACUGGAUGAAAAAGCAUGCACAAGAUGAAGAUGAACAAUUGCAACGUUUCAGGAAGGCGUUGCCAAGCCAUUUGUGGUGGACAGAUCAAGUAAAGACCUGCAAAACCAUCGACCAAGCUUGGAAAAUCUUAGAUAUUGAAUUUUCAGACAAACGAAAGCUAAUGGAUGAACUCUUGGCAGGAAUUUCCAAGCACGACCAGGUCAAAAGGGACUCCAAGUCAUUAAUUCGGUAUGCUACCACAAUAUCGAGCUAUGUGAAUGACAUGGAAGCCAACGAUUGCAUGGUUACAUCUUCAGAGGCACCAUUCUUCAUGUCACAACUGUUGUCCAAGCUCACCCCAAGUGAUAACGCUGAGUUCGGGAGAGAAAUGAAGAGGAACAAGAAGGAAGAAAGUGUACUCGGUCUUGUCGAAUGGCUGUACGAAGAAGCAGCUCUUCGUUCCAGGGGCAAGCUUGAAUAUGAUAACGAGAGUGCAGAACAAAGUCGACGUGUGGGACCCUUCAGAAAGGUAGACACCCGUAACCUAGCUACUAAAAUUCCUGAAGAUGCAACCUGCCCCUUCGAUUGCCCAGAAGAACAUCUUCUUGCUGCCUGUCCAAUUUACAAGAAGCUAACGGUAAACCAACGUUGGGACAUUGUUCAGCAAAAUAAGAGAUGUCGCAAGUGCUUGAGAGCAUCGCACCAUACAAGAGAUUGUAAGAAGCCAGAUGGCACCUCCUGCGACAAGUGCAAAAAGAACCACCACAAGUCUUUGCACAAUGAAAGAAACAGUGUCCCACCUUUGGAUCCAAGUGCAGUACCAUUUUCCGUACAGGAACGAGCUAUCUCUCAGAACCAUAACAUUGAAAGGAUCAAGCAUGGGAUCGGUCUCUGCCCCAUUCAGAAAGUAAAAGUGAAGGAUGCCGAUGGAAAUUUCAUGGAAAUGCUAGCAUUGCUAGACACUGGAUAA